Penicillium diatomitis is the source of this 3786-nucleotide messenger RNA. Its product is annotated as translation initiation factor 3 subunit CLU1. Bases 1 to 3786 code for a protein of 1261 amino acids. The record is from RefSeq and is a predicted model, not a curated record. Gene Ontology annotation, biological process: intracellular distribution of mitochondria. The transcript is spliced from 4 exons. NCBI's taxonomy places the organism in Eukaryota, Fungi, Ascomycota, Eurotiomycetes, Eurotiales, Aspergillaceae. Gene Ontology annotation, cellular component: cytoplasm. Gene Ontology annotation, molecular function: mRNA binding; protein binding.
AUGUCGCAAUCCAAUGGAGAGCUGGAGCACUCGAAAGAGGUCGCCCAACCCCAACAAGAGCCCACGAAUGGUACUGAGCUGGAAGGUGUGACCGAGGAGGACAACGCAAGUGGUCUCUUCCAGAUCUCUGUGAAGCUUCCUCAUGAGCCUCACAAGAUCCAGGUCAUGGUCUCUAGCCAAGAACAAGUGCAGGAUGUUCGCCAAUCGAUCGUGGAGCUGCCCGGUACCUUCCAGUACACCUGCUUCCACCUGGAAUUCAACGGCAAGCGUAUCAACGACUUUGUGGAGCUGUCUGAAGUGCCCGACUUGAAGGCUGACUCGGAGAUCGUGCUGGUGGAGGAUCCCUACACCGAGAAGGAGGCUCGCAUGCACAUUGUGCGCAUUCGGGAGCUGGUGGGUGCCGCCGGGGACCGUGUCGAUAACCUCCACGGCAUUUCUGCCGGUCUGUCGUUGCACGACUCUAUCUCCGCAGAUGCCGCCCAGGCUAGCGAGUCAGACAAGGAUCACUCCCUUGCCAAGUACAACUUGACGGGCGAAUCCUCCCUCGACACAAUCCUCCCCAAGGAGCAGACUCCCCUCCCGAAGACCGUAAAGUCGAUUUCGCUGUCAGCAUGGAACCCAGUGCCUUACAACCUCCGCCAGAGAGGUCAUUUGCUUUACCUCCAGGUCAUCACUAACGAGGGUGAACAAUUCCCCAUCACCGCUCACGUGUCCGGUUUCUACGUCAACAAGUGCUCGAGCACCAAGUUUGAUCCUACGCCGAGGACCAUCAUGCCCAAAAACGUCAAGGGCAAUGCCCACUCUCUCCUCACUUUGAUCUCUCAGCUGUCACCCUCCUUCAACGAGGCCUUUGAGGCUCUGCAGGAAUCCAACAACCAGAAGGAUCUUUUGACCACUUUCCCCUUCCAGAACGCCAUUCCCAAUAACCCAUGGCUGGUUCCCUCUCCAAGCCAGAAUGCCCACCAAGCAGACAUCACUCGCUCUCAGGAGAGCUAUUUGAUCUCCGGCGUGGACAACGCGGAAACACUGCGGGAUUGGAAUGAGGAAUUCCAGACCACCCGGGAGCUGCCUCGGGACACUGUCCAAGACCGUGUCUUCCGGGAGCGCUUGACCUCCAAGCUGUUUGCGGAUUACAACGAGGCUGCGGCCCGUGGAGCCGUCUUGGUUGCCCGCGGCGAGGUCGCUCCUCUCAAUCCCACCGAGGCCCGUGACGCUCAGAUCUUUGUCUACAACAACAUCUUCUACUCUUUCGGUGCCGACGGUGUGGGCACUUUCACUUCCGAGGGUGGUGAUGAGGCCGCUCGUGUGGCAGUUGGGAAAGAUGUCCUCGGUAUCAAGGCUGUCAAUCAGCUUGACAUCCAGGGUCUCUUCACACCUGGAACUGUGGUCGUCGACUAUUUGGGCAAGCGCAUUGUCGGACAGAGUAUCGUGCCCGGCAUCUUCAAGCAGCGGGAGCCCGGUGAGCACCAGAUUGACUACGGUGGUGUUGAGGGCAAGGAGGUUGUGGCCACCCACCCCGACUUCCAACCCGUCUUCGAGAAGCUGUCCAAGGCUCUUCGUAUCAAGCAGCAUCCUGUCUGGGACAAGGAUGGCAAGCGUCACGACCUGGAGGGGAGCGUGGAGACCAAGGGCUUGCUUGGCACUGACGGGCGCAAAUAUGUUCUUGAUCUGUACCGCGUUGCUCCUCUUGAUGCUAUGUGGCAGGAGGAGGAUGGCAGCGAUGCCUAUCCCCAUCGCAUGUCGGUACUCCGACUUGAGCUGGUUGAGUCGUUCUGGCGAAUCAAGAUGAGCGCCUAUGUCAAGGCUGAAGUCGAGCGUCGUAAGGCUGUCAAGGCUGAGGAGCCCAAGGCUGAAGAGUCCAAGGCUUCAGAGAGCUCCGAGGCCAAGACUCAAGAGUCUGCUGAAGAGCAGACUGAAGAAAAGACGGAUGACCAGGACCGUGUUGACAUCUCUGGAUUUAACCUCUCGUUGAACCCUGACGUCUUCAGUGGUCAGGUCCCUCAAACGCAAGAAGAGAAGGACCAGUGGGCCCAGGAUGAGAAAGAGGUUCGGGAGGCCUGUGAGCACUUGCGCUCAAAGAUUAUGCCCGACCUUGUUCAGGACUUGCACGACGGCGACGUUGGCUUCCCCAUGGAUGGCCAAUCUCUCACUCAGUUGUUGCACAAACGCGGUAUCAACAUUCGCUACCUUGGCAAGCUCGCGCAGCUUUCCACGGAGAAGGGUGCCCGUUUGCAGGCUUUGUCCACUCUCCUGGUUCAGGAGAUGAUUGCACGUGCUUUCAAGCACAUUGCUAACCACUACCUACGCAACGUUCCCGCUCCAUUCGUCGCUCCUUGCAUUGCGCACCUCCUGAACUGCCUCUUGGGCACAGGCGUGAAUGCUGCCCCCCGCGCUGAAAUUGACUCUUCUCUGCGCGAUCUGUACCCUGAAGGAGACUUUUCCUUCGAGAAGGUUACUCCUGAGUCCCUCCGCGUUGAGGUUGAAAAGCAGGUUAGCACCCGCUAUCGCUUCUCGCUCCAGGAGGGCUGGGUCAGCACCCUCCGCCAUCUGCAGCUUCUGCGUGACAUCUCGAUCAAGCUCGGUCUGCAGCUUGGAGCCCGAGAGUUCGCCUUUUCCAAGGACCAAAUCAAGGAGCCGGCUCCUGUGGCUAAUGUCACUAAUGGAAACGGUCUGGAAGACGGUAGCAACAAGAAGAAGAAGAAGGGCGGAGAGAGCAAGUCCCCCAGCCGUGCACCUGAGCAGGCUAAGGCUGCUGUUACCUUCACUGCGGAUGACAUUGUGAACAUCGUUCCCUUGGUGAAGGACGCCUCUCCUCGCAGUGCAUUGGCUGAGGAGGCCCUUGAGGCCGGCCGUAUCUCGCUAAUGCAAAAUCAGAAGCAGUUGGGACAGGAGCUUAUUUUGGAGUCACUGUCUCUCCACGAGCAGAUCUACGGCAUUCUCCACCCUGAAGUGGCUAAGCUGUACCACCAGCUGUCCAUGCUCUAUUACCAGACCGAUGAGAAGGAGGCUGCCGUGGAGCUGGCCCGCAAGGCUGUUAUUGUCACAGAGCGCACUUUGGGCGUCGACUCUGCAGACACAAUCCUGGCUUACUUGAACCUGAGUCUCUUUGAGCAUGCCUCCGGCAACACCAAGACUGCCCUGGUCUACAUUAAGCACGCCAUGGAUCUCUGGAAGAUCAUCUAUGGUCCUAACCACCCUGACUCGAUCACUACCAUGAACAACGCGGCUGUCAUGCUGCAGCAUCUCAGGCAAUACGCUGAUUCCCGCAAGUGGUUCGAGGCUUCUCUCUCUGUGUGUGAGAACCUGUUCGGUCCCCAGUCGAUCAACACGGCCACUAUUCUCUUCCAGCUGGCCCAGGCCCUGGCGCUUGAUCAGGAUUCCAAGGCUGCCGUUGGCAAGAUGCGUGAAGCUUACAACAUCUUCCUUGCUCAACUUGGUCCCGAGGAUCGUAACACCAAGGAAGCGGAGACGUGGCUUGAGCAGCUUACUCAGAACGCAGUCUCCAUUGCCAAGCACGCCAAGGAUAUCCAGGCCCGUCGUCUGCGUCGCAUCAAUAUCAACCCUCGUGUCUCGACCAUGGGCACCCGCGUCCAACCUCAGGUCGGCCAGACGGCGCCCGAAUCUUCCGGGACUGCCAGCGCCUCCGCUUCUGGUCUGGACUCGCGCAACAUCGAUGACUUGUUGAAGUUCAUCGAGGGUAGUGAUCAGAGCUCAUCGCGCUCGAAGCAGAAGAAGCGCACCGCCGCUAACCCGAAGCUUCGUGGAUCCAAGCAAUCGAAAGCUUAG